AUGAACUUUUUCUCCACAUUGACUCUUUCAAAGCUUCCUCUAAUGACUAAGGCCGACUUAGCUAUCUCUUCCAUCCCAUGGAUAAUUGUUACCAGCGACGAUUUCUGCAAUGAUGGUAUGCCUUCAGACCUAUUGUUUCCGUCGGGAACCUACAUUGAUGUUGAGUUGGAUGUUAGGGUAGAGACCACCACACCAAACGAAGGUGAUAUAUCUAUUGAAGGAAAGGUGUCCGAUGUAAUUCUGAGUAAGUUGCAGAUUCAGAGGAAGAUUAUGCCUAUAUGUCGGGUGAAACUAGAUAGGCCAAAGUGGUUGCUAGAGAAUUGGAGGUUUGAAACAAAAGUUUCUAUCACUGGAGCCACUGCAGGAAUUUUUGAUAGAUACUAUAUUGAAACGGUGUCCAGUGAUAAAUUUAGGUCAAAGAACGAGUACAGUAUGACUAAAACUAGAGGCGAUAUCGUUAAACUGUCUGUUCCUAAGGCUUCUAAAAAUAAGAAACGUAAUGCUGAAGAAGUUUCUAGAUCUUCAAAAAAGAAAAAAAUUGUAGUUGAAGAACCUAAGUCUAACUCGGAUUCUGAUACAAUGACUGAGAUUGACAACUAUGAGGACAGUAGUGCCCAUGCUAGUGAUGAUGUUUAA
Messenger RNA from Solanum tuberosum (potato), 636 nucleotides. Its product is annotated as methyl-CpG-binding domain-containing protein 6-like. The record is from RefSeq and is a predicted model, not a curated record. The coding region runs from base 1 to 636 and encodes 211 amino acids. The transcript is spliced from 2 exons. Lineage: Eukaryota; Viridiplantae; Streptophyta; Magnoliopsida; Solanales; Solanaceae.